Messenger RNA from Penaeus monodon (black tiger shrimp), 1116 nucleotides. RefSeq lists its product as uncharacterized. The transcript is spliced from 2 exons. Lineage: Eukaryota; Metazoa; Arthropoda; Malacostraca; Decapoda; Penaeidae. The coding region runs from base 1 to 1116 and encodes 371 amino acids. The record is from RefSeq and is a predicted model, not a curated record.
AUGCUGACUAAGCAGGAAGGGGAGGAGAGUUCCCUGCAGGAGGCUCCCCUCCACAAUCCCCCGGAGCAGGUGGCUGGUAAGAAGGAGUGUCAGCACCGAAUCAAAGUCGAAGCCAAAGUCAGCCACAAAAAGCAAGCCCGACAAAGUACCCGCAAAAAGCAAGCCCGACAAAGUACCCGCAAAAAGCAAGCCCGACAAAGUACCCGCAAAAAGCAAGCCCGACAAAGUACCCGCAAAAAGCAAGCCCGACAAAGUACCCGCAAAAAGCAAGCCCGACAAAGUACCCGCAAAAAGCAAGCCCGACAAAGUACCCGCAAAAAGCAAGCCCGACAAAGUACCCGCAAAAAGCAAGCCCGACAAAGUACCCGCAAAAAGCAAGCCCGACAAAGUACCCGCAAAAAGCAAGCCCGACAAAGUACCCGCAAAAAGCAAGCCCGACAAAGUACCCGCAAAAAGCAAGCCCGACAAAGUACCCGCAAAAAGCAAGCCCGACAAAGUACCCGCAAAAAGCAAGCCCGACAAAGUACCCGCAAAAAGCAAGCCCGACAAAGUACCCGCAAAAAGCAAGCCCGACAAAGUACCCGCAAAAAGCAAGCCCGACAAAGUACCCGCAAAAAGCAAGCCCGACAAAGUACCCGCAAAAAGCAAGCCCGACAAAGUACCCGCAAAAAGCAAGCCCGACAAAGUACCCGCAAAAAGCAAGCCCGACAAAGUACCCGCAAAAAGCAAGCCCGACAAAGUACCCGCAAAAAGCAAGCCCGACAAAGUACCCGCAAAAAGCAAGCCCGACAAAGUACCCGCAAAAAGCAAGCCCGACAAAGUACCCGCAAAAAGCAAGCCCGACAAAGUACCCGCAAAAAGCAAGCCCGACAAAGUACCCGCAAAAAGCAAGCCCGACAAAGUACCCGCAAAAAGCAAGCCCGACAAAGUACCCGCAAAAAGCAAGCCCGACAAAGUACCCGCAAAAAGCAAGCCCGACAAAGUACCCGCAAAAAGCAAGCCCGACAAAGUACCCGCAAAAAGCAAGCCCGACAAAGUACCCGCACCGCUAACCACACGAUCCGGCGUCUUAAGAAGGGGUCGAGAUGCGAGGGCUGUAUAAGGGCCGGACAUUAG